AUGCAAUACCUCAACACCAUCCUCGCUUUCGCUGCUGCAGUGGCAGCUGUCGACAUCAAGUCGCACGGCGAGUCACACUGCAAAGGUACCGAGAGGGUAUAUGUGAACGCCAAAACCAACCAAUGCUAUGCCGGUGGCGGUAUAUCCUACGCUUGGUCGUUCAAUGCCAUUCCCACAAACUGGAACCUGCAGACUCGAUCUCACAAAGAUGGAAACUGCAAAACGCUAGUUCACGCCUGGAACUCGAAUGGUGCACGCACGGUCUGCCAUGGCGCAGCCGUCAACAACUUGUUGUACACAGGUGCUGGAUACAGCUUCGCCAGCAAGAAGAGGUCGGAAGACACAGUUUUCAACAGCGAAGACUGCAUCUGGAAGCCAGACCUUAUGACUCUGGGAGACGGCACAACAUACAAGCUUACAGAUGUUGAGGACGAAACCGCGAAGAUCAUACUCGCAUAUGGUGAUAACACCACGAUUGCCGAGAACAUGCCAAGCCUAUUCGACGAGUACAUUACACAAGAGCGUCGCUGA
Molecule: messenger RNA, 531 nt
Organism: Alternaria novae-zelandiae
Lineage: Eukaryota; Fungi; Ascomycota; Dothideomycetes; Pleosporales; Pleosporaceae
Exons: 2
Coding region: 1-531 (176 amino acids)
Source: RefSeq, a predicted model, not a curated record